Molecule: messenger RNA, 1498 nt
Organism: Eutrema salsugineum
Lineage: Eukaryota; Viridiplantae; Streptophyta; Magnoliopsida; Brassicales; Brassicaceae
Product: protein SGT1 homolog A
Exons: 10
Coding region: 144-1202 (352 amino acids)
Biological process (GO): protein stabilization; defense response to fungus
Cellular component (GO): cytoplasm; nucleus
Molecular function (GO): protein-folding chaperone binding
Source: RefSeq, a predicted model, not a curated record
CUCACAACACAACUCGCAUAAAAAGAACAAUCUAGAAGAGAAAGAUAGCAUCCAUCUGCCUUGCCCUCUACUUCAUUCCAUUGCUUCAGUCGAAUCGUCUUCCUCUCUCAAUCUAAGUAAUUUCUAAAGGUUACCCAAUCGAUAUGGCUCAAGAACUUGCAGCUAAGGCUAAAGAGGCCUUCGUAGACGACGACUUCGAUGUUGCUGUUGACUUGUACUCCAAAGCCAUAGACUUGGAUCCCAAUUGCGCCGAAUUCUUCGCCGAUCGUGCCCAGGCCAACAUCAAACUCGAAAACUUCACCGAAGCCGUGGCAGAUGCAAGCAAAGCAAUUGAGUUGGAUUCUUCAUUGACCAAAGCUUACCUAAGAAAAGGAACUGCUUGUAUGAAACUUGAAGAAUAUCGGACAGCUAAAAUAGCUCUUGAAAAGGGUGCUUCCAUUGCGCCGAGUGAAUCCAAAUUUAAGAAGCUGUUGGAUGAAUGUGAUCUUCGAAUCGCAGAAGAAGAGAAAGAUUUGGUUCAACCGGUACCAACGGCUUUGCCUUCACCGAUAUCGGAAGUUGAUGUUAGCCCUGCCCCUGCAGCACCAGCCAAGGCGAAGUACAGACACGAGUACUACCAAAAGCCAGAAGAAGUUGUGGUAACUAUUUUCGCAAAAGGGAUACCGAAGCAGAACGUUAACAUCGACUUUGGUGAACAAAUUCUGAGUGUUGUGAUUGAUGUUCCUGGAGAGGAGGAGGCGUAUCAUCUCCAGCCGAGAUUGUUUGGAAAGAUAGUACCAGAUAAGUGCAGAUAUGAAGUCUUGUCAACCAAGAUUGAGAUCCGUCUUGCAAAAGCCGAUAUAAUCACAUGGGCCUCCCUUGAACAUGGCAAAGGGCCAGCUGUUUUGCCAAAGCCAAAUGUCUCAUCAGAGGUUUCACAGAGACCGGCGUAUCCUUCUUCGAAGAAAGUAAAGGACUGGGACAAGCUGGAAGCUGAAGUGAAGAAACAGGAGAAGGAUGAGAAGCUGGAAGGAGACGCAGCUUUGAACAAAUUCUUCCGUGAGAUAUACCAGAAUGCGGAUGAGGAUAUGAGGCGAGCGAUGAGCAAAUCAUUUGUGGAAUCGAAUGGGACAGUUCUGUCUACAAAUUGGAAAGAGGUUGGGACUAAGACAAUCGAGAGCACUCCUCCGGAUGGUAUGGAGCUCAAGAAAUGGGAGAUCUGAUCUGAUUUGGUCCUUCCUUUGAUGCAUUUGUGGGUUUUGCCUAAAUCUUGGACAAAUUUUAAAACCUGGUCCCUUUCGUCCUGUAAUGAGAUACGGUUUUGCUUUUGCUAAAUAUGGCUUUCUCUACUCUUGCUAUUUGGUAGGUUUUGCUUUUGUUAAAUAUGGCUUUCUCUACGCUUGCUAUUUGGUUUGUUAUGGUCUUAGUACAGUUUUUGUAUUUUCCCUUGGAACUCAACUUUUUGAUGUUUCAUCUGAAUGUUCUCAAUUUCGUCAAGAUCACUAUCUUUUUUUUUUAA